AUGGAGUCCAACUUUGGAAACCGUGCUUUUGUAUAUCCAACCUUGAGCCAAUUGCACUCAGAAUUCAUCGAUAGUCUCGACAUGGUUGCUAAAAUUCAGCCUCCAAUCGUCCUGCCAUCCCAGUCUGAGCAAGGUACAGUUCCAUAUACGCCUCUACCGUUCUCCAGUAACCAGGUCAGUACGAAACAAUCCAUGAACCAUCAAGCCUCAGCGUCUUUUUCCAACUCCUCCCUAACGAUGUCACACAGAACGCCUUCGUCAACAUCACGGCCAGUGGUCUGCCGCCUCCAAACUCCAACCACUCCCUCAGGGCGCAGAACGCCAUCCCUAACCCCACCCACCGCAAUACCACCUCAACGCUCACAACAAGCACUCCAACCAACUCCAACUCCAUCACAGCAACUGCAAACCCCACGUCAAAUACCACACCGCAUCCCCACCCUACCACAACCACAUCCACAACUGCAAACACCACGUCAAACACCACACCCCAUCCCCACCCUACCACAACCGCAUCCGCAUCCGCAUCUACAACCGCAACCACCCAAUCCGCCCGCGCCCGCCGCCAGACCCACAUCACGCGCCCCGCCGAGCGCGCCGCCAGCUGACCGGGAGUGGAAGGGGCUCAAGGCCGCGGGGAACAGGGAACCAUAUCGUGUUCAGGGGGGCAGCGGAGUACAUCCAGCGAGUAAGAAGAAGAAGAAGAAGAAGAAGAAGAAGAAGAAGAAGAAGAAGAAGAAGAAGAAGAAGAAGAAGAAGAAGAAGAAGAAGAAGAAGAAGAAGAAGAAGAAGAAGAAGAAGAAGAAGAAGAAGAAGAAGAAGAAGAAGAAGAAGAAGAAGAAGAAGAAGAAGAAGAAGAAGAAGAAGAAGAAGAAGAAGAAGAAGAAGAAGAAGAAGAAGAAGAAGAAGAAGAAGAAGAAGAAGAAGAAGAAGAAGAAGAAGAAGAAGAAGAAGAAGAAGAAGAAGAAGAAGAAGAAGAAGAAGAAGAAGAAGAAGAAGAAGAAGAAGAAGAAGAAGAAGAAGAAGAAGAAGAAGAAGAAGAAGAAGAAGAAGAAGAAGAAGAAGAAGAAGAAGAAGAAGAAGAAGAAGAAGAAGAAGAAGAAGAAGAAGAAGAAGAAGAAGAAGAAGAAGAAGAAGAAGAAGAAGAAGAAGAACCUUCUGAGAGAAAUAAAGCCUCUGGCCCGGGGCGUCCGUCACGCCUGCAGCUCCUGCAACUACAGCACCACACGGCUACAAGGACAGGAACAUCGCUCUCUCUGCUCUAACUAG
Messenger RNA from Endocarpon pusillum Z07020, 1269 nucleotides. RefSeq lists its product as uncharacterized. Lineage: Eukaryota; Fungi; Ascomycota; Eurotiomycetes; Verrucariales; Verrucariaceae. The coding region runs from base 1 to 1269 and encodes 422 amino acids. The transcript is spliced from 2 exons. The record is from RefSeq and is a predicted model, not a curated record.